CGCCUGGCCAUAUAUAAGAUCCUGCCUCACGCAGCUUAGGGUUUGUUCCUUCCCGGGCGCUGGCGGCGGAUUAGGGUUUCAUUUGCGUCCGUUCUCAACGUCAGCAGGAGCGAGCGGGAACUCCGGCCAUGGCGCCGUCGCAGCCCAAGUCAGGGCUCUUCGUGGGCAUCAACAAGGGCCACGUCGUCACCAAGCGCGAGCUGCCGCCCCGCCCGUCCGACCGCAAGGGGAAAGGCACAAAGAGGGUGCAUUUUGUCAGGAACUUGAUCAGGGAGGUUGCUGGAUUCGCUCCAUAUGAGAAACGUAUCACUGAGCUUCUUAAGGUUGGAAAGGACAAGCGUGCACUCAAGGUCGCCAAGAGAAAGCUUGGUACUCACAAGAGAGCAAAGAAGAAGAGAGAGGAGAUGUCAAGUGUCCUGAGGAAGAUGAGGUCUGCUGGUGGUGGUGGUGCUGGUGACAAGAAGAAAUAGAACUUUGCCAGUCGUCAAUUUUAUCGCAAAACUCUGUCCUGUCCUGUAUUACCAGUCGGUACCUAUAGAGCUAUGGCCGUUGUGGAUUGUGGAACUACUAAAUUUGUGACACUCUCUAAGCCUGUGGUUUCUGUUUUGAGAAGACCAAUCUUUUUAAGAUUUUUACAUGA
Molecule: messenger RNA, 640 nt
Organism: Hordeum vulgare subsp. vulgare (domesticated barley)
Lineage: Eukaryota; Viridiplantae; Streptophyta; Magnoliopsida; Poales; Poaceae
Product: 60S ribosomal protein L36-3-like
Exons: 4
Coding region: 129-470 (113 amino acids)
Biological process (GO): cytoplasmic translation
Cellular component (GO): cytosolic large ribosomal subunit; ribosome
Molecular function (GO): structural constituent of ribosome
Source: RefSeq, a predicted model, not a curated record